GAGACAAAAAUAUGCUGCAAUUUUUUUUGUCUAAUGUUUAUAUACAAAAACAGGAUAUAGGAGCUUGAAUGUACAAUUCAAAUUCGCACCACUUGUAUUUUGUCAGGGAAUAGGGAGCCUAAUUUGUCGUCCGUUUGCCAAUAAGGCGUAAAUGUAGCCUAUUAUAAAUUAAAUCAAUGAUUGCUGUUGGUUUAUUGGAUUAUGUGGGAAUGAUGCUGUUACUUUUACUGCAACUCUCUAUGUGGGGAGCAACUGGAGCAGACACCGGCCGAGAAGCAACUGUUUGUACAUCCAAUGCCUGUUUCUCUUUUCACAUGGAGGGAGUCAGCUUUGAAGACGCUCGAUUGAAAUGCCAUGGUGACGGAGGUUACUUGGUAACAACUAAAGACAAAAGCGAGAUGGCAGAACUUCAGUCAACCCUUUCACAGAUCGACGUAAGCCAUCGCUAUUUGGACUUCAAAUUUUGGAUCGGACUGAAAUUGCGUAAAGGCGACUGCAUUGUAAGGGACAUGAGUCUCAACGGGUUUAAGUGGAUAUCUGGAGGGGAAUAUUCCCAAUACUCGAACUGGGAGAAGGAACCUCGCAGCACCUGCACAGAGGAGCGUUGCGUGUUGGUACAUUACUCUUUAUGGAGUCGCAAUGAAUUGAAAUGGACGGAUGGAUCUUGCAAAGACAAGGCUUUUUACUCGUGCAAAUUCUAUUUCAAGGGAAUGUGUAAACCUUUGUUGUUGGCAGGAGGAGAGCAAGUGAAUUACAUGCUCCCAUUCUCAGAAAAUCAAUUAAAUGAUGAUAAUAACAUGACUGCAUUCCCAUUUGGAACAUAUGCUGAUAUAAGAUGCAAUGACAGUGAUCACUUUUCCAUUUGUAAAUUAACGGAUGGUGUCUAUGGUUGGACUAUCCCUGGUCCGUUUUGCGGCUCAGAUAAACCGAACUGUGGGUAUAAAAACGGUGGAUGUGAUCAUUUGUGCGUUGAUAGUGACGCUGGUGGUGUCCGUUGUGGAUGCAAGGACGGUUAUGUGUUAGGACAGGACAGAGUAUCAUGUGGCCUAAAGGAAUAUUGUCACAGUUCUCCAUGCCAGUACCAAUGUGUAACAGGACCAACGGGCUUCUCGUGCGUAUGCCCAAACGGCUUCCAAUUGGAUAAAGACCAAUUUGGUUGUAUUGAUGUUGAUGAAUGCCACAUUAAUGCCUGCGGUGGUCAUCAUUGCAUCAAUACCCAAGGCAGUUACACAUGUAGGUGCAAGGGAGGCUACACAAUGGUUGAUGGCAAAUGCCACGAUAUAGACGAGUGCACGGAAUCUAGAUGUCCCCAAAUAUGUCUUAACUCUGAAGGAUCCUUCUCCUGCCAUUGCAUCGCGGGGUUCACUGUGUCCGAGGACGGUCAUACUUGUAUAGACAUAGACGAAUGCUUUAGUAAUCGAUGCGAGGACAAAUGCACUAAUACCAUUGGUAGUUUCAGGUGUUCUUGCCAUCAGCACUUCCGGUUACACCCUAAUGGAAUCACCUGCGUUCGAGAUGUGACUGUUGUCUCCACUGCGGAGACGUCAAGUGAUCAUAGAGACACUGACCAACAGGACGAGACUAGGAACACUAUAACCAUUUUGCCGGUUGAAUUAAAAAUAGAGACUCAGUUCACCCACGGACCACCUCAAGACACUAUUAGGCACGACAUUACGCAUGACAUUACGCAGCAUAGGCCGUCCAGCAAAACCAUUGGAAUGAGUGGGCCAACGCAUAAUUACAAUUUGUUUAGCUCUCGGCUGUCUAUUUGCGUCAUUGCUUCUGUUGUUCCACUACUUAUUCUCAUUGCAGUAACCUCUGGUAUUGUCAUAUUUCGAUGUAGUAAUUCAAAAAAAGAAGCGAGGAAGAAAAUCGCCACUGCUGACAGUUAUUGUUGGGUGGCUUCUGGUAUAGAGACUCGGUUAGACACAUUUGAUGGGUCACUUGAAAGCACAGCUUGAAAUUGUGUGAACUCUUGAAAUGUUAAACGAUAACAAAUGUAAAUAAUAUUCAGACAUUGCAUUACCUACUAAAAUAUAUUUUAAAAAUCGUUGAAGAAUCUGAAUACAAAUGUUUUCUUUUUACAGCGUGUCUGAGAUCAUUGCCUGUACUUCAUCAAAGCACAUCUCCAAUUUUAAGUAUGUUUUAUUCAUAAUGGUUUAACAAUGUUAUUUCAUCGUCAUACACUCAACAACAAAAAUGUUGGGUCGAUUUUUACUAUUUUCCUGAGUUCUUGUUAUUCAUGUAUUUUUACCCAGCAGUGGGUUAUUUCUUACUUUAUUGCUCGGUAAUCAUAAUUUAUGUUUUGCUAUACUCCUUCCUAUACAGUCCAUUGCUGUGUGCAAGAAGUUAGUCCAGUCACGUUGUGCGUGGUUUACAGACCUCAGUCGGAGUCUCAACUCACUGUUGAGUUGGAGUAGUAGAAUACACAGGGUGCCCUUUCGAAACUUGAUUGUGCAUCAGCAGUUUCUCUUGUUAUAGCCUAUGUGGUUCACUGACGGUCACUCAAUUAGCCCAUGUCAGUUAUAUUUUUUUUUAGAUCGAUAAUUUAUUUUAGUUAGUCUAGCCAGCUAUCUAAUCUUGUAAUACUCAUAUCUGAAUUACCAAUUGCAUGUAGGCCACGUUCCUAGGGGUCCUGACCUCCAGGCGGCCCCAUUGAUUUUGUUACUCACUCUGUGUAGAAUUGCAGGAAAUCGUCUUUUAAACCUGCAAAAAUGACUCCCAGCUCCAUGGUGAAAUGUGCAGCAUUGCAGGAAAUUAUCUGUAAAACUGUAAAACUUUUCUAAAUAAAAUACAUUUCCUGCUAA
This is a messenger RNA of Salvelinus fontinalis (brook trout), 2807 nucleotides long. Its product is annotated as complement component C1q receptor-like. Gene Ontology annotation, molecular function: calcium ion binding. The record is from RefSeq and is a predicted model, not a curated record. Bases 177 to 1961 code for a protein of 594 amino acids. The transcript has a single exon. Lineage: Eukaryota; Metazoa; Chordata; Actinopteri; Salmoniformes; Salmonidae.